Galeopterus variegatus (Sunda flying lemur) is the source of this 1024-nucleotide messenger RNA. RefSeq names its product tripartite motif-containing protein 15. The transcript has 4 exons. Gene Ontology annotation, molecular function: protein binding. Lineage: Eukaryota; Metazoa; Chordata; Mammalia; Dermoptera; Cynocephalidae. Bases 25 to 684 code for a protein of 219 amino acids. The record is from RefSeq and is a predicted model, not a curated record.
AGAGUCAACCACAGCAGGUGUGAAAUGAAGACUUUUGUGAGUCCAGAGGCCAUUUCUCCUGACCUUGUCAAGAAGAUCCGCGGUCUCCACAGGAAAAUACUCACCCUCCCAGAGAUGAUGAGGACGUUCUCAGAAAACUUGGUGCAUCAUCUGGAAACAGAUUCAGUGGUCAUCACUCUGGACCCCCAGACCGCCAGCCGGAGCCUGGUCCUCUCCGAAGACAGGAAGUCGGUGAGGUACACCCGGCAGAAGGAGCACCUGCCCGACGGUCCCCUGCGCUUCGACGGCCUCCCGGCGGUGCUGGGCUCCCCGGGCUUCUCCUCGGGGCGCCGCCGCUGGCAGGUGGAGGUGCAGCUGGGCGACGGCGGCGGCUGCACGGUGGGGGUGGCCGCGGAGGGGGUGAGGAGGAAGGGCGAGAUGGGCCUGAGCGCCGAGGAGGGCGUCUGGGCUGUGAUCAUGUCGCACCAGCAGUGCUGGGCCAGCACCUCCCCGGGCACCGACCUGCCGCUGAGCGAGAUCCCGCGCGGCGUGGGCGUCGCCUUGGACUACGAGGCCGGGCGCGUGACCCUCCUCAACACCGAGACGCAGGCGCCCAUCUUCACCUUCGCCGCCUCUUUCUCUGGCAAAGUCUUCCCUUUCUUUGCCGUCUGGAAAAAAGGUUCCUGCCUUACUUUGAAAGGCUGAGGUGGAGCACGCGAAAGGGCGGUGUAGUGGAGAGAGCGGUGCCUGGGGAUCCAGAUCCGCUCCUGGCCAGCCGCGUGGCCUUGGACGACUCAGUGUGCCCAAGUGAGGCAGGAGGACAGAAGAGCUCAGAAUCCCGAACGGUGGUUGUGUUCACUUUAGUUACCUCAUGCCCUUCAGCUCCCAGAUGUCCUGAUCCUCCUGGUGAAGCUCCGGCCUUCUCUGCACCUGCUGGUGGAGAACCAGAGGCAGGCUAGGCUGUGCCUCGGACAUCAGCAAAGCUGGGAGCCAGUGUGCUUUUGAAAGAAAAAUCUCAAAUAAAAAAUUUAAAGCUUGAAAAUAA